GUUCAAACAAUAGUACAAAUUUUAAAAUAUGUGGCACCCCAAGACGCGGCAACAUCGUCACACAUAUUUUGCCGACGUACAAGUUUUCUACCCGCGUGGAUAACGAAACGGAAAUGAUUUGGAAACUGUUGAAAAUUCACGGACUACAAAAGAUGGAUCACCACGCAAUGGAUAGUCUACCCGUCGAUGGAGGAUUGAGCGUCUUCGAAUCACGAAAAUCUGAAAUGUUAAGGCAAUUUCUACUAACUCUUUCCGAAGUGGAAAUUGUAGCGCCACUGUGGCGGUCUCUCUUCAAAGAAAGAAAAGCAAUAUUCCCUGCAUUCCAUUGCUGUCAACAGUUUUGGUAAUGAACUUUACCGAUCCGAAUAACAAACUUCAGGUGCUCUCAUCACUAUCAUAGAACGGCUGAAUUUUCAACAGCGCAUGCCCGCAAAGUUUUUUAACAUAUGCGUAACCUCAAACCGAGAGCAUUUUUGUGAUGUGUGAUCCACUUCCGUUUCGGAAAAAAUAAACAUUUCCAUCAAUGUCGCUUUUCAAAAAGCCGAAAAGAAACAUAGUGCAGCGCAGGGUAUUUACUGAAAACGAGGAUGACGAUGACGAAUCCAUGGACUUUCAGGAGACGGUGCAACCUGAAAGGAAACCUAAGAAAAAAGAGAAAGACAAAGAUAAAUCGAAGCCUAAACAAACUUUGCUCAGCUUCGAUGCUGAAGAAGAAGGUGAAGUCUUCCAAGUGAAGAAGUCUUCCCACAGUAAAAAAGUGUUACGUAUGUUCGAGAAAGAAAAGAAGAAGAAAGAAGCCAAGAAGGAAGAGAAGGAGGAACCAAAAGCUAAAGACAAAACAGAGAUUGUCACUGAUGACUUGGUGCUUGUGGUGAACGAGAAUCACAAAAAACCGAACACUCCUCCCACAAUUUUGAGUGGGAGAGAUGCUUUGUGUGCAGGCAAAGAUGAUUUAUCAUCAGAUGAGGAUGAGGAACCAUCUCACCGUUUUUCUAAACCAGACAACUUUAAAAAGGUGCUCGAGUCAGGUGCUAUUCCUGAUGCUGCUAUGAUUCAUGCAGCAAGAAAGAGAAGACAAAGGGCUAGAGAAUUGGGAGAUUUUAUACCUACAGAAGAAGAUGACCAACAACCUGAGGAUAAGGGACGAUUAUUAAGAGAAGAUGAUAAUGAAGGAAGUGAUGAUGAGAGAAUAGACAUGGAGGUUAAUUUAGCUUUGAGAGACCAGGAAAGAAGAAGGGAACAGUUUUUGGCAGCUCAAGAAUCAGAACAAGAGCUAGAUGAAUGGGAAGAUCAGCAAAUCAGGAAAGCAGUUACAGGUGCGGCAAUGGAAGCGGCCCGUGAACUCCUCUACCCCCCAGAAUGCCCACCUGCCCCCCGUAUCAGUGCUCCUGUUCUAUCAGCUGCUACUGGUGCACCAGUAGUGGCACGCACCCCUCAGGCAAUCGCCGCCUCCCUGCGUGAACACCUGGAGGCGGCCAUGCAGCGUAGAGAUGAGCAUCAAAGAAGGUUGGAUGAAGUGGCGGUGGAGGUAGAGCGGCUGAAGAUAGAGCUAGAAGAUACGAAGGUAAAAGCGCCGGAGGCUGCUGGGAGGUUCCAGUUUUAUCAGGAGCUCAGAGGAUAUAUUACUGAUCUUGUGGAAUGUUUUGAUGAAAAAGUGGGUAUUAUUGCAAGCCUUGAACAGAGAGCCUUGGACCUGAUGGCACGGAAGUCCGAAUGGCUUAUAGAAAGAAGACGGCAAGACGUGAGGGAUCAGACUGAAGAGGCUGCAAAUAAGGGAGGUCUACUGAGGAAAGGUCCUGAAGAUGAAGAAAAACAAAGGAGAGCAGCUGAAAGAGAAGGCCGAAGAACUCGAAGAAGGAGAGCCAGGGAAGGUUCAGGACAGCCAAAACAUGUGGAAGGGAUGUCCAGUGACGACGAAAUUUCUCAACAAGAUGCGAUGAACUUCAUAAAGAUCGCGAACAAAUUGAAGCUGAGCUAAAGGAAGUAUUUGAUGAUGUAGUAGAAGAAUAUUCAUCAGCGACCAACAUACUUAUUAGAUUUGAGGAAUGGAGGACGAAUGAUCUAACAGCUUACACUGAAGCGUACGCCACGUUGUGUUUGCCUAAAGUUAUCAGCCCUUUGGUUAGAAUGAAUUUGGUGUUUUGGGAUCCACUCAAUGAAACGAUGGACCUAGAAAAGUUGGACUGGUACAGAACACUGGCUUUAUAUGGACUUCAUGAUGAUGAAACGGAAGAAAGUCUUGCAAAAGAUCCAGAUAUAACGUUGUUGCCUACAAUCGUGGAAAAAGUCAUUAUACCAAAACUUACACACCUUGUAGAUAGGUGUUGGGAUCCACUGUCCAGCUCCCAGACCUUGAGACUAGUUGGAACGGUGAACAGAUAUAUUCGUCGAUUCCCCACUUAGGUCCCGCCAGCAAAUCUUUGAACAACCUAUUCAACGCCGUUUUGCACAAAAUCAAAAUAUCCCUGGAACAUGACGUUUUCAUUCCUAUCACUCCCAAACUGUCUGAAAGCAAAUCUCCGUUCUUCCAAAGACAAUUCGCCGGUGGUUUGAAACUCUUGAAAAACAUCACUAGCUGGCAAGGCAUUUUGAACGACAACACGCUCAAAGACUUGGCGUUGACUUCUUUGCUCAACCGUUACUUGCUCAUGGCUAUCAAGUAUUGUCAACUGGUGGAUGCUGUGCAAAAAGUGAGGUUAAUCAGUCUGGUUCUGCCUAGAGUGUGGUUGCAAGGUGGUACUGCGGAAUUCAAGAUGUUCACGGCGAGUGUCAUGAGUUUGCACCAGCAGUUGGACAAGGAUAAUCCGCUGCAUUUAGAGUCGAUUGAAACGCUCACUGGAAUUUUGAAGACGUUAAGGUCUCAUAGGAUUGAGUGAAGUGUGUUUUUUGUUGGGACUUGGUAAUUUUAUAAAGUUUAUCGCUAUCCAUAUCUCAAUUGAAGGCUUUGGCGCAAAAAGUGUUAACUCAGAUUUUAUAGUUUGGAGAUAAUUGGCCUCAAAGUUUAAAUCCUGAUAUUUUUUAUUGAAUAGUGUUAGGGCUGCUUUAUUGUUGAAGGUUAUUUUAGACACUUAUAAAAGUAUCUCGAAUAGACAGUUUUGUUAAAAGAAAUUGCGUUUUAUUAUCAGAAAUUUGAAAAAGGUUGUUGAAAAUUUGACUAACACCUUUUUAACAAACUGUUCUUUGCUUGAUCCGGAAAAUGAAAGUAGCAGAAAGCUGUUAUUUAUUAAAAGUAAAAAUUGUUCUUUUUUCUUAUUAUGAACUCACAAAAGUAAUAAAAAAUAAUCCGCUCACUGUAAUUAAUCGCCUCUUCUUAAAUUUUGAUAAAAGCCUCUAAAAUUUGCUGGUAAAUUUGUUCCUGAAUAUUAUCAAACUUUUGGCUCUAAUAGGUCGGUUUCUAUCGACAUUCAAUAAUAAUGGUUCAUUUUCUACUCUUCUAUCGAGAUUUCGCUGUUUUUCUUAUACCAACAAUAGUUUAAUUUUCCGUUUUAUUAAAGAAGUAUCUGUACUUGGUUACACGAAAUUCUUCAAUCUGGAUCCAUCUUACAUCUCUGAAUGAAAAUUUCUCAUUAGUUGUUUUUUUUUUCUAUCGACCAGUUCAAGUUUUCUUGGAAGUUCUUUAAUAUGAUCAAAUUUGUCCGCCAUUCUUUUAAUAUUAAAAGGGGUCUUUUCCUGGCUUCUGCCAUGUUUGAAACAUAUUGAUCCACCAUAUAAAUUAGUUGGUGCUUUCUGAUAGACUUUUCUACCGCUGCAAAAUCUCUAUCUAUCAGAGUCUAAGAAGGUAUGUCCUACUUCAGGGAACUUUUUGAACACUCCAGAGAUUAUUAGGUAGUGCCAUAGACAGACAGUAUAAACAUUUAUAUUUUUACCUGCCGAAUCACUCCAUGGAAUCAGAUGACGGAAGCCAUGCCUUGGUCCUUGAUAUUUUCCAAAAAGGCCAUAAGUGAGCUGCUUUGGUCCAGACGUGGAAAAAACCUUAACCAUUUGGUUGCUGUGUUGAUAUCAAAUGUAUUCCUAGAUUGUAGAGCCAUACUUGUCGUAAAUAUAAGGGUUUACCUGUAGAAAUUUUCGGCAAGAGAAGCGUUUUUUGUGUGUAACAUUUUUACAUUUGAAACGAAAACUGAAUUAACUCUUGAGUUAACACCUUUUUACCUAUAAUAAAAGAGUUAACACCUUUUUAAAUUUAUUAUUUAUUUAGUUUUUGAUAUAGUUAACACUUUUAUGAAUCUCUGUAUCUAACAACUGAGAGCCAUCUUUGGCCAGAUAGAUGUACUACCAAAAAAGCACCAUUUUAACACCUUUUUGCACGACAUCUUAAAUUCCGAAUAAAUUGAGUCAACACCUUUUUGCACCAAAGUAUUCAAUUGUUAGUUCUAUUACACUUCUUUAUCACAAGAAUCUGUUGUUAGUUUCGGUAAUCAGUUAUUGAAGGAAUGUACUGGAAUAGUACGUCAAAUGAUGAGUUUGGUAGUAUUAUUGAUUAACGUUAACCAAUAGAGGGCUGUGUGUGCUGUUCUGCUCCAUUCCAACAAGGUAGUGUUGUCGUUUUGCCAGUAAUUCUCUCUGUUGAACACAACAAAUUCGAAUAAGGGAGAGCCAAGCCUCUAUUUACAUUGCAUUGUUUGUCGUCAAAAUUGGGUAGUUUAAGUAAAUACUUUGGCUAAUUUGUCUGCCAUGGAUUAUCAGUGAUAACGUUGUAUUAGCAUAAUAAUACUGGCGGAAAGUUCUACCUUCAUUAGACUUGUGCUGCUCUUUGCAAAUUAUGCGUGAAAUAUCAUGUCCUGAAAUUAUCCUCAAUUAUCUGCAAACACCCACACUUUCAGAAAGUAACAAUAAUAAUACGAAUUUAUUGACGUCCGUCAAAAAUUUAACUUAUGUCAAGUCCACAUUCAGCCUUACUACAGACGGAUAUUUGGAGACAAACAAAAUAAAUCCUAGGAUUGUUCCUUCUACCUAGUCUGAAUUUCUUCGCUAAACAUAACAGUGCCAACUUGCUAAAACAUUACUCUCGUAUUAUUAUAAUCUUCUUCCUUUGACCUUGAACUCCUUCUUCCUUCCUUGAGUCUACGAAUAAAAAUGUAUAUGAAAAAAACACCCAUAAAACUUGACGCCUGACUGAGGGCGCAGCUAUUGCGCAUGCAUGUCCGCAUGAAUCUGCAGGUAUCUGUUUUUUUUUUAUAAAACUUAAUUUUUAUUAAUGAUAAAUAAUAGUACAACAGAUUACAGCAGGGUUGCCGGAUCUUAACCAAGUAAAGUGUCCAUAUGGCGAAUCUGUCAACGUACAGCGUUGCCAGAAUGUGUCCAGAACAACUACAAACAUCCCCCAGAAAUGCUAUUUUAAAAAAAAUCCCCUAAUCAAAGUUAAUUAAUGGAAAGGGGUAGGUCUGGUUCAAUGAUCGGGGGGAUGCUUUCUAUCCGCGAGACGUCUGAUUUUCCCCAGAGCAUUAUAUAAAAAAAAAAUAAGUAAAAAUCCCCUAAAUUUGGUGAAAAAUCCUCCAACAUGGCCACCCUGUCAAAGCAAUACUGGUACUCCAAGCGUCAAGUUAUAGCUAUAUAGACUCCAUGAUAAAAAUGUUAGACAAGGGAAGUGAUGACGGCAACGUCAGCUGUCAAACCUAACUGUUUCCAAACAUAUUUUUGAUAAAUUUUUAUAGGUUUAUAGGUAAAUUGUUUUCAAGUAUGGGUGUAUUUUGAUAUUACUUUCCAAACGUCGUCGUUUUCGCUAAGAUCAUUUUCCGUCGCUAAGAAUACAAUUAUGGGAGACGUGUGAAGGACUGAUUCUUGACUGCUUAGUGUCAUGUUUAAGAAUAAUUAUUUUUCAAAUGAAAAUGAAGUAUAUUUUUGUAACUAAAAAAAUUGCUCUGAUCCCAUUUGUCAACAUCGCUGUCAUGGUGAAAAUUCUAUGAGAACGUCGGAAUGGCUAUCUUUAGGUGGAAUACGUUAGUCAAUGUUACUAUAUUGAAAUUUGAUAGUAUUUUGAGACAUUUGUAUUUAUACAGUUUUUUAAUUUUCAGAUUGCUACUUGCUACAAUUUGCAGGCUUCUUUUUCCUUCUUGUGUUGCAAUGUAUUGCUACUUUAAUACACAAAAUAAAUUUUGAUAUCG
Messenger RNA from Acanthoscelides obtectus, 6101 nucleotides. The record is from the annotation of a GenBank genome assembly. NCBI's taxonomy places the organism in Eukaryota, Metazoa, Arthropoda, Insecta, Coleoptera, Chrysomelidae.